Messenger RNA from Salarias fasciatus (jewelled blenny), 2173 nucleotides. Its product is annotated as inactive phospholipid phosphatase 7. Gene Ontology annotation, cellular component: nuclear envelope. The record is from RefSeq and is a predicted model, not a curated record. Gene Ontology annotation, molecular function: sphingosine-1-phosphate phosphatase activity. Bases 340 to 1209 code for a protein of 289 amino acids. NCBI's taxonomy places the organism in Eukaryota, Metazoa, Chordata, Actinopteri, Blenniiformes, Blenniidae. The transcript is spliced from 2 exons.
GCGGCGAAGCACCUGUUCGCUGCGUGGAUGUGCCAUUCUGUGGCGCAACGAAACGCUCAUGUUGUUAUUUUAUCUCCAUGCUGUAGAUCGGGUUUCUCUGGAUUGGCCGAGGCACAUGCCAUUCAAUACACUCCUCCUGCCUGCACGGUAUAAACAGCAUGGCCACCGCAGAUUCCAGAGGGUCUAAAUAUAUCUAAUAAGGUCACAGGAGGGGGGGAGGACCGGUGUAGGGGGGGUUUUAUCCUGGGACUCUUCACUGUCGUGGUGGACUGGCACCAAUUGAAUUAUUAUCCGGAGAUUAUUGUGCACAACAGAGGAGAACUUGGCCUCAUCCAAACCAUGCCCUCAACUUACAACGUGAGAUCCAGGACGCGGGACAGAAACAGCGUCCUGAGUAGACCCGAGUUCAUGUCCCUGAACCACCAGCCCCCGCGCGCCGGAGCUGGCCCCGCGGAGAGCCGAGGCGCCUCGAGGCGACUGGGUCAGAUCAAGCAGCAGACGAGCCAGCAGGGCGAGGAACCUACCGACAGCGGCAGCAGGGACAGGAGGGAGUCCACCAGGAUGCCGGAGGAAGACUGCAUGCAGCUCAACCCUUCCUUCAAGGGGAUAGCCAUGAACUCCCUCCUCGCCAUUGACAUCUGCCUGUCCAAGCGCAUGGGGGUGUGCGCCUCCACCUCGUCCUCGUGGGGAGGCUGUCGCUCCAUGGUCGCCCUGCUGGCGCUCACGGGGCACGGCAUCACGUGGAUCAUUGGCACUAUCGUGUGUCUCACGCGGAGUAACACUCUGGCUGGACAAGAGGUCCUGGUCAACCUGCUGCUUGCCCUCAUCCUUGACGUCAUGACUGUGGCUGGAGUGCAGCGCCUGGUGAAGCGGAGAGGACCCUGGGAGAUGGCCCCCGGCUUCCUGGACUGCGUCGCCAUGGACGUCUACUCCUUCCCCGCCGCCCACGCCAGCCGCGCCGCCAUGGUCUCCAAGUUCCUGCUGUCCCACCUGGUCCUGGCUGUGCCGCUUCGCAUCCUGCUGGUGCUGUGGGCCUUCCUGGUGGGCGUGUCCCGGGUGCUCCUGGGAAAGCACCACCUCACUGACAUGGUGUGUGGCUUUGCUCUGGGCUUGCUCCACUUCAGCUUGAUGGAGUCGGUGUGGCUCUCGUCAAGCACCUGCCAGACUCUGAUCUCCAUAAGCACGUUCAGCUGGAGCCCCUUUUUCUGAGCUUUCGAUACAAGGCAGUGCUCGCACCUACAUGAGGCUUAUUUGAUACUCUGACCUUGCAUAUCGAGGACUUAGGACGGUCUAGUGAAGUUAUUUUUGCAAAGUCACAAGUUUGUACUGCAGGCUGUAAACUGUCGAGCACUAACAUAUGGAUGCAAUUGAUGACCUGCAUGCAACACUCAAAACAGGCAGGUAACAAGAGCUUAUGAAACGUUAUUCUCGUUUCAUAGAUGUCACACUACCUGAUUGCAUUUAUUCAGUUACUACUACUACUAACAGGUUGAAAUAUCAGCUUUGCCAUUUGCAGGUGUAGAUGACAGGCUGAGGUUUUAGAAACCCACACCUAACCUCACGUCUUUCAAUUCAGGGCGCUUUUAUAAACCUUUUCUUGUAUUUUUUUUUCUGUCUUCUUCGUUUUCUUUUAAAAGGGAGUACUUCUGUUUGAAAACCAGGUUGAUCACUGAAUAUACUUCCAUGUAAAACUCUAUCGGAUGUGAUAUUAAAAUGUUAAAUUAUUGCAGUUUCAAUACAGAACAUUGUUUCUAAUUGGCAUGAUUAAUAUACUAAUGUAUUUCUAAUGACACUCACCUUCCUGUAUUGUAUAUCUAUGAGGAAUUAUUCCCAGUGCAACUUAACAAUGUGCAGCUAAUGUCACCUUUGCACCAAAUAUUUGUAUCUUCCGGAUUCUAACAUAUUUUACUCUCAUGUGCCAUUUGUGAUUUAAUGAGUUUGAAUUCCGUGUUACGGCUGAUCGUUGUUUUCAGCUUUUCAUUGGAGCCUUUUUAUAUCUUCACAUUAGCCUAACAAAUGUUCCUGUUUCAUUAGUGACCCACUAAACUACUGAAGCGAGUAUGUUUGUACACAUUGGCAAAUGAUGUAUUUAUUUCGAGGAAAUGGAACCUCUUCUUUUCAGCUUUUCAGACUAUUUUAUUACAAACUUUUGAAAGAAAACUGCAGGGUUUCU